Molecule: messenger RNA, 982 nt
Organism: Sturnus vulgaris (Common starling)
Lineage: Eukaryota; Metazoa; Chordata; Aves; Passeriformes; Sturnidae
Gene: COX19
Product: cytochrome c oxidase assembly factor COX19
Biological process (GO): mitochondrial respiratory chain complex IV assembly
Cellular component (GO): mitochondrial intermembrane space
Source: RefSeq, a predicted model, not a curated record
GGCGGCGGGAGAGUGACCGGAGGAACCGGGAGUGACCACAGAGUGACCGCAGGGACCGGGCCCUCCGUGUCCCCACCCCCGGCACCGACAUGUCCACCGCCAUGAACUUCAGCAGCAAGAGCUUCACGCCGCGGCCGCCGGACAAGGGCGCGUUCCCGCUCGAUCACUUCGGGGAGUGCAGCGCCUUCAAGGAGCGGUUCAUGGAGUGUCUCCGCCACAGCGGCUACGAGAGCGCGGCCUGCCGGCAGAGCGCCAUGGCCUACCUGGAGUGCCGCAUGGACAGGCAACUUAUGGCUAAUGAACCACUGGAAAAAUUGGGAUUUAAAGACCUGAUAAAUGAGAAAUCAGAAGAAAAACCUGAAAAGUCGUGAUGAAGACAGACAGCUUUGCUCUUCAUGAGGGGAAAGCAUAACUCUGAAUGUAGUACAUAUUGUACAUUCUGUUCAUAUUGCAACAGGAAGUGUUUCCUGAAAGAACCUUUUUUCCAAAAUUUAAUCUUCCUAAAAUAAGGUUUUUCUUUAAAUGUCUACUUUGGUCAAGUAUUUCUUAACUUCUUUAAUUUCUCUAGAAGCAAGACAGUUAACAGCCCAAAGUGUUCUCCAUGUCUAAGAACAGUGAAAUCUUAUUUUAAGAGGACAAAACCCAAACCAAACAAUCCUUUAUUCUGUAGGUCUGGAACUACUGAUUAAUCUUGUGUGGGCAGUACUGAUAUGCUCACAGCAGUUACUUGCUAGGUGGAAAUAAAGCUGUUAUACUUUAAAAUUGCUAUUUAUUAAAUACUGGCGUUAGUCCCCAUCCCUGGGGUGGUCCCACCCUGCUAUGGAAGACAUUGGGUCCUGUGGGGGUACUUGGGGUGUGGUGCUUUUUCAGUCAUUUCAUCUUCUGUCAUUGUUGGGAGAGUAUUUCUAGUUCCAGACACCAGUCAGGGAGUGAUUCUGCCUUUAUUUACUGUGCCAGCAGUGUUCACCUAUUUUUUCAUCAU